This is a messenger RNA of Sapajus apella (tufted capuchin), 6114 nucleotides long. RefSeq names its product protein-glutamine gamma-glutamyltransferase 4-like. Bases 4483 to 4887 code for a protein of 134 amino acids. Gene Ontology annotation, biological process: peptide cross-linking. The transcript has 3 exons. Lineage: Eukaryota; Metazoa; Chordata; Mammalia; Primates; Cebidae. The record is from RefSeq and is a predicted model, not a curated record. Gene Ontology annotation, molecular function: protein-glutamine gamma-glutamyltransferase activity.
AGUGUUUAUAACUAAGAAAAAUGUGAAACAAUCAUAUCAAUGGGAGAGUAAAGAACUUAUAGCAAACAGUGUGUUGAAUACUAUACAGUGGUGACAAUGAAGCAUGAAUUACAUGGAAAAAAAUCUCAAAUUCAUAAUGUGGAGUGGAAAAAAGUAGAAGGGCAUGUUAAGCAUGAUAACUUUAUUAAAAAAAAACCCUUCAAAACAAUACUACCUAUUAUUUUAGAUAUCCAUAUGUGUAGUAAGUACGUUUAAAUAUACAAGGAAACUGAAAUACCGAACUAAGAGUAGUAGUUACUUUUGGGGAGAGGGAGGACUAGAAGUUAGGAUUGGGAAAGGAUGUGCAAGGGGCUGAAGGCUCCAGUUGUAUCCCUAAAGUUUUAUUUCUCAAACUUGAUGAGGGAGACGUAAAUUUACAUUACUCUUUUGGGGGGGAUUUUUGUAAGUUUCAUAAAUGUUUUUAGAUAACACUUCACUGAUAGAUGAGAAUGAUCACAUUUAACAGUCAUUAAACAUGCAAAUACUACUGCUAUUGUUUAGCAAGAAACCCCCAAGAUUGUCCUUGCUAGCCGAGGUGUACUCUGGGCUCUGGUCUCGGUAAGCAAUGGCAGAGCCCAGCCCAGAGUCUGGAGGUAUGGUGAAUCAGACAGGUUAGGGUGGGAGGUGAGACAGACCGUGUUGAUUACAGUGGAAUUGACUCCAGGGCUGGAUUGGCCAGAAAGUUGUGACUAAAUUCCAGAUCCAUCCAGCUCCUUUGGGAAACCAGGGCUUGGAGGGCUCAGAUUUCCCCCAAAUCCACUCAGCUUGUCAUAGAUGGAGCUGAGCUGGGACCCCAGAUAGCCAGGCUGAGAGCUGUCCUGUCUGUACUACUUCAGUGUUCCCUUGCUGGUCUUCAAUAGGGUCCCCAAAGUUCUUCUUGUCCAGAGGUCUGCAGCAGCGAGUCCUGAUUGUCACCAGUGUGGUCCAUCAAGGGGUAGCCCCUCGCCAGAGUUUAAAAGUCAGUCCCCUCUGCAGUUGGACCUAAUGCUACACCUGGGGGGCAAUCUAAAAGAAAAAAAUACACAAUUUAGGCAACAGGGUUCCUAACUGCAUUAUUGCUAGUAGCAGUUAGUUGCCUGAUAGUUAAGAAAUGGUUAAGCAAAUAUGGUAGAAUAUCAUGUGCCCAUGAACAGAGGUGAGCAUUUGAAAUAGGCAGAUCCUAACAAUGUCCAGAAGGACAGGCUGCCUGGCAUGGCCCGAGGUGCUAGGGUUGCUCCAUGCCGUGUAAACACAUCCGUGUACAAUGGCAAGCACUAGGAGUAGCUUGAUGAGAGGUGACUUCAGCAUUUAUUGGAUUCUUUUAUUUUCUCCUAUAAAGUUGUUUACAUAUACAAUAAGAAAAUAGAUUAGGGAUGAAUUUAUAGCUUCAGAUACAAGAAGAAAAGAUUUUGCUCCCACAGAUGUGUGGAUGCAUAUUUACUAACUCCUCCCUGUCUCUACAAGAAAAGGGGGGAACGUAUCAGGAUGGCUAUCUUCAUGAUUUAGCUCCGGGCUUAGCACUAUGAACAGCCCCUGUGGCGCCUAGAGUCUGAUGGGACCUGGCUGUUCUUUCAUCCUCAGAAUUGGGGGGUGGGUGAGGGAUUGAGCUUGAAUCCCCAAAACCAGUGCAUAUUGGGCUUUUCUUCCAAAAGGGACUGCCAGCAUGCAUUGGGAGAAGGGGACACAGUCUUCCCUGACUGCUGCAGGAGGCACCUGCCACACAGGCACAGGCCUGGGGCCUCUCCCAGGCUCUCACCAGAGCACCCUGUCCUGUUUGCUUACUCGUUCAUUUAUUCAUGCUCCUCUGCUGAGCACUGUGUGCCAUGCUAUGGGCUAGGGACGCAAAAUGAGAAGAUUCUAUUCCUGGCUAAAGUCCUGUAUGAACUUCAUCUUGAAAAGUGUCUUCUGUCCCACGCCUUACCCGGUGGUUUCCAGGCUCUUCUUGCCUACCUUUUCCUCUUCUCCCUUCUCCCCAGCUCCAUUAUCUGUGGAUUAAUGUGAAGUUUAGACCAUGCCAACCUUUCUGGGACAGCACCUUUAUAGCCCCCUGUCCCAUGGCAGGGCCUGCGCCUGGUCCCUUCGGAGAACAAAGAGCAGAGGAUCUUGAGUGGGCUGCCUCUGAUCCCAGUACACCAGGGGUUGGCCACCAGACACUAGUGGUGACUUCAUUUCGCAGGGCUAACAGCCCCAGUGGCCUGUGACUAGACCCUGGUAUCAGCUGUGGCCCAGACAGGAAAGGCAAGAAUAGAUGAUGCUUUGGGACAAGCUGACAGAUAAAAUGCCACACGCACAAAAAACUAAAUUAGGGCCCACUCUGCUGAGGCCUGGAAGUUCUGUUGCAGGAAGAGGGAAGGGAGGCUCUUGGGGAUCCUCUGCCGACACUAGGCGGCUGCCUGUCUCUGGGCUGCACUUCUUCUAUCUGUGAAAUGAGGGUGUUGGGAUUGGGUGCCCUUUGUAAGGUCCCCGGUAUAGCUCAUUUCUUGCAGAGAAUUUGGAAUGCCUUCACCUCCUCACAGCAUCCUCCUUUAGAUACCUGACCUGUGGCAUGGGUGUUAUUAUCUCCCACCCCCCAGAUGGGGAAACAGAGGCACAGAGAAGUAACUUCCCAAGGUCACACAGUGGGUCUGUAGAGGACCUAGGAUGGAGGCCCAGUUCUGUCUGACCCCAAAGUCUAUUCCUUUUAUUUACUUUUAUACUCACUCUGGUACCCUGGAUUCUCUGGCCUGGAAGGUACUGAUGAAAUCUCAUCUUGCAGAAGCCCCUCAUUUGUCAAAGAUGAUGAAGAAAGCCCAGAGAGGUGAAGCAAGUAAUAUCUGGACCCUCUCACCCCUAGGCCAGGACUUUUAUUCAGAGACUUUUUCCCUUUAAGUGGUAAAUUUAUUCUUAAAUAGGUAAUUCGUGCACAUGGUGCUAAAUUCUGAGGAUGCAAAAGGAACUAUAGAGAAAAGCAACCAUCCUUCUCCCAUUCCUGAGCUUGUAAUCAUAGGUCCUAGGGCUUCUCUGCAGACAGAGCCCAGCCAGGGAUUUUUGUAAAUCCCAUGUGCAUUUCAGGGCUUGGUUUGUUCUAUUAUAUCUAGGAAUGCGGGGCUGAGAUGCUUGCCUGCAAAACAGCAAAAACCUCUGACUUUAUUAUUUUUACUCAAAGUAACCAGGGUCUUCGCUCUCUGGUGUGCCUUAAGCCAGCAAAGGUGAUUGCCCAUCCCUGGGCUUUUGGUCUGGAAGAGACCAUUGGCAUCAUUAUUCAGUCCCCUUGCUUUUCAGGUAAGGCGCUAAUGAAGACAACAUUCCUAGUGACACACAGGAAGUUACUGUGGUGUUGGGGUUUCAGUGUCAGGAGUCUCCUCUCCUCCUCUGGCAUUUCUGCUACUAUGCCAGGCUGGCUCCUUUCAGUAGACAUAACAUCAUUGAAAAAUAUCACAGGUGCCCCUGUGGAGAGCAGAGCAGAUAGCCAUCAAAAUUACAAAAGCUUCUGCUCUUUGGCCCAACAUUUCCACUUCAAGGCAAGUGUAUCUCCUAUAGAUACACUCAUACUAGGGUAAAAUGAUCUCUGUACCAACUUACUCAUUGCAGCACUGAUUGUAAUAGGGAAAUAUUGGAAGCAACUCAGAUGCCUGUGGAUGGGAGGUGAGCUACAUGCAUUAGGGACCAUCCACGCAGACUCUGUGCAGCUGUGAAAAGACUGGGUCACCUCUCCAUGUGCAAUAGGAACAGCUCCAUCUUGCCAGGCAUGGUAGCUCACACCUCUAAUCCUAGUACUUUGGGAGAUGAAGGUGGGAAGAUCCCUUGAGCCUAGGAGUUCGAGACCACACAGCAGUCUGGACAACACAGUGAUAUGCUUUCAUUUGUGUAAAUAAAAGUAAUACAUUAUUUGCUUCUCAGUGCAUACAACAUCUUUGGAAAGAGCUAAAAGAAACUGGUAGUAGGAUGCAUCAAGGUGACGGGGGGGACCUUCUUCAAUUUUGAACCAUCUGGAUGCAUUAUGUAUUCAAAAUGUAAAACAAAAAACUCACAAGCGUCUCUUACUUUUCCAACUUGAAGAAAAGAGAACAAGAAGAAAACCAUCAAGUCAGUAAAGAUUAGCCUCUGUUCCUAGACUUGAUCUUGAUGGUAACCAGAAUGUCAGGCCACAUGUGGUGGAGGUCAUGGAGUCCUGGCUUUUGAUGACCCAUUGUCAGGCUCAUAUAACAGACAAGGAGGUGCCAUUCUCUAUUUUCUGUCCCUUUUACAACAGCUCAUCUUGGCUCCUGAUUUCCUAGGUCUGAUAUGGAAGGUUCCGGGAUUUUAUUAUUUCUAAUCAACAUCCCCUUCCCAAACCCUGCCCCUUGGCAGCCACAGCAGGGUCACAUCUAGACCAGGAUCACAUAAAAAGGGCUGUUCUCUCCCCCUGAGGACCAACCCUGUGGAAGCACCAGGCAUCAGCGACAGAGUCUUCCCCGGCAUUGCAGGAGAGAAGCUGAAGGGACAAUGGACGCAUCAAAAGAGCUGCAGGUUCUCCAUGUUGACUUCUUGAAGCAGGAGAACGCCAUUUCUCACCACACGAGGGAGUUCCAAACGAGCAGUCCUGUGUUCCGGCGAGGGCAGGUGUUUCACCUGCGGCUGGCGCUGAACCAGCCUCUGCAAUCCUACCACGAACUGAAACUGCAAUUCGGCACAGGGCUGAAUCCUAGUAUUGCCAGACACACCCUGGUGGAGCUCAACCCGAGGACACCCUCAGACCACCACAAUUGGCAGGCAUCCCUUCACGAGGAGUCUGGCAAAGAGGUGAGCACCCACCGGGCUGGCGGAUUCCUCCUAAUGGAAGCAGCCCCUAUCUGCUUUGCCACCUGUCAGUCGGUAAUGUGGUUUAAAGCCAUCCAUGGCAGAGCAUGACAGAGGGGGUCAUGUCUCCAAACGUCUGUUUCCCCCCUCCGCCUCCUCCAAGCACAGAGUACCUCUGACUGUGGCCAAACCCCUACCUGUCACCCUUCUCCUUUUCAUUUCAAAGGGAACCAUGUUCACUGGAGGACAAAAGCGGAGAGAAGUACAUAAAAAUAACCCGUGGUUCGACCAAUUAAGUUACCCAUCCUUCCUGCCAGGCUUUUCUAUGUCAUGGUCAAAUACAAAGUGGGGGUAGUCCACCUCAAGCUUCGCUCGCUUGACAAGGCCUAAUGAACGCUUUCCACAAUGGCUCCUGCCCACAACUGUGGGCUUAUGGUGGCUGGUUUUCCACCCUUUUGGGGAGCGCCGGGUGUUCACAGUUGUCUCCAGUCUUCAUCUCUCAGCCAGAUCUUCGGACUAGCUUGUGGAUAUUUCCUUAGGCUAAAUCCCUAGAAGUUUAAUGCUAGGCUAAUGCCAUGAUUUUAAAAUGGCAAUUACAUUGGGUUUUUGUAGAAGCAGAAUCUGCUGGUGGAAAUGAGAUGAAUGGGCCAGCUACUGCUGGAAUCCCCCCUAGUGCCUCGGGCUCUUCCUUCCUCUCCCUCCCAUCCAGAUCCCAGACUCCCAACCGUAAUUUUGCAUUUGAGUGUUUUUUAGGGUAUCAAGAAAAUCUCUUCCGAGGUGGGCAUGGGGUGUGGGCAGGAGCUGCAUUUCUUUACUCAAAAAGUGUUAUUUUAAAAGUUUUUUAAAUUGACAUGUAACACACUUAAAGGACAGAAAUCUUAACGGUUUGUGCAAUGAAUUUUUGCAUAUGAAUAGAGCCGUGGGACCACCACCCAGAUGGUGGAGGACAUUUCCUGCACCCUGGAAGGCCGGUUCUUCUGGGCUCCAUUGUAAUGAACACUGAGGGCACAACCUCCUCCCCCGUGCCACGAGAAGGGUAUCGGGAGUUAGCCUUGUGGAUUCUGGAGUCGUAGCACAGUGAGGUUCAUCCCAGUUCUACUUCUUGGGCCACCUCUGUGAACCUGUUUCCCCACCAGCAAAAUGAUGACAGUGAAAUGUUUAUAUAUAUUAGCUUGUUUAGUUUUCACAAUGCACCCACAAAGAAGGGGAUCUGUUAUUCCAAAUUCUUAAAGAAGGGAACUGAGGCACAAGAGAGGUUAAGUAACCAGCCAAGUUAAUAUAGCCAGUAAGAGGUAGAGCUGGCUAGCCUGAGCAACACAGGGAUACCCCAUCUCUACU